CUUCGUGGGGUCCAUGCCGACCAAUCAUAAUCUCUGUACCGUGUAGUCGGCAUGGCUCCCACCUUAAUUAGCCGCAGUCGCCGUAGUUACGCCUGGUCAACUUUUCCUACGUCAAAACACAUCGAAUGACGUGAAAGACGUGGUGAUUGCGUCAGCAUUCGCGCGACUGCUCUCCCCUGGUAUAACAGACAACAAAUAAUUAGAAUUAACAGAUCUGUGAAGCACAUCAGUCACCGGCAGAGUUCACAGAAGUUUCCGUCGGGGCUCGAAGUGUUGCGCACUCUUAUUUAGGACUCUUGUGUGGGCUGUUAAACAAACCUCAUUUUCUCUACAAAAGAAUGCAGUCUGAUGGUGAUGAAGAGGAAUGUUAUACUACUAUAAUUGAAAAAAGACCUUCCAAAUAUGAGGAAAAGGAUGAGUUUUCAGACAUUGUUCUGGUAGUAGAGGACAAGAAGCUUCACUUAAACAAAACUCUGUUGAUGAUCCAUUCAAGUGUGUUCAAGUCAAUGUUCACAUCGGAGAUCAUUGAAAAGGACUUAGAAGAGAUUCCACUUCCAGGCAAGAAAGUGGAUUUAAUGGUGGAACUAUUGGACCAAUUCUAUCCCCGGUACACUACUGACAAAUUUCACUUGGAAACUCUGCGGGAACUUCUUCAACUCGCCGAUGAGUUUGGUGUGCAGCAGGUCUUUCACAACUGCCGAGCAUACUUCGACAGACGCAUAAAUUGCACGUAUCAAGGCAUGAAGACUGAUGAAAUUUUACUCUUCCUUGGGAUAGUCGAAGAGUGGAGCAGCAAACACGAUGAACUAAGUUCGUUCAGAUUUGAUUUAAUUACAAAGGCAAGUAAAGUAGGCAUAUGUCAUUUGAAAGAAAACAGAUAUUUUUCUUCUCUACCUGCUAUCGCUCAAAGAGACAUACUCAUGCGUCGUCUUGAGGCAGCAGAAAGGAUAUUAUAAACUAUAAGACCUAGAGUUAAACAAUUGACUAGUAUGAUUGAAACUACUGAUGGCUUUCAUUGUAAUCCUUUGUGACGAGCUUUUGUGUCAGACAUCUUAUAAACACCCACAUAAGGUUUUCUGUGAAACAUCUAGGACGACUCAGGGUUCUGUGAGUCCAUCUCAGGAUUCCUGACGAUUACUUUUGUAACAAGAUCAUAAAAUAUAUCGAUAGAUUAUUAUUAAUAUUCAUCAAUUUGAAUAGUUCGCGCUGUUUAUAGGUGAGAUUAGUUUGAUGUUACACGGGUACAAUUAAUCUCAUUAGACUUCAUACUAGCAGUCUACACUAAAAGUUAUAUCGCACCAUUGCUAUGCUAAACGAUAGCACAUGUUGGGCGAUAUUUUAUAUUAAAUGAAACUAUUUUGAUAGUAAAUAUAUUUUGAAAUUUCAUCUAGAGAUUCUGUGUAUCGUCAGUUUGCAGAUAAAAGAUUUUGCUCAGUUUACAUCCAAGGAACUUACUCUUGCACAGCACACUACAGUUAGUAAAUGAAUUUCUAGCCAAAUACUUUUUUAUUAAUAUUUUUCCCAAACUGUCUGCUACUCAGUAUUUAGUAGCAUUGCGUGUUCAAAUUGCCAACUAUUAUGUUGCACUAACACUAAAUCGUAAGGAAGAUAGCGUUUAUAUGAGUAGUUUGUGUAGUAGAAGUGAUCAAAGCUAUGUGUAACUAUGUCUGAGAGUCAUAUACCGCAAGUAAACCCAUAAGUAAGUUUACAUUUGUUUUCAUUCUCAUCGAUCUCAAUAGCAAAUAAAGGUGUCUACUUAAUUUGCAA
This is a messenger RNA of Pomacea canaliculata, 1767 nucleotides long. RefSeq lists its product as uncharacterized. The coding region runs from base 339 to 956 and encodes 205 amino acids. Gene Ontology annotation, molecular function: protein binding. The transcript is spliced from 2 exons. The record is from RefSeq and is a predicted model, not a curated record. Lineage: Eukaryota; Metazoa; Mollusca; Gastropoda; Architaenioglossa; Ampullariidae.